CGCAGUUUACAUCUGCAUCAUGACCAUUUAGUCUAUUUUAUUUUCUGUUAACCGAGGCUCGAGAACAACAAGACAACUGUGUCCCUCCCCAUCCACCUCAGCCAAUUUCAGACGCGCGCUGCGGGUAGCCUAAUUUUGGGGAACUUUCUUUUCGCUUCCUGUUUGCGCAAAUUCCGCUCUGUCGACUGUUUGCGCCUACUAAUCGCGCUCGUUCCGCUACCGUCACACUGAAACCACUGUGCGAGUCUGUAGCAGAUUUUCAGUGCAGUUUUCUGUCUAUCGAAGGAGAGUUGAAGUGAAGUGCGACUAUACUGUGUUCUGCUAAAUCUAUCGGAAAGCUUCACUCUUCAGUCCGCCUGGUCUCCAUCAACAUGUCGUCGCCACCCAGGCAACUACGAGAUGAGAGUGAUUUUGACCAGCUUCCUCACAACAUUCCCAUCAGUGCCACCAUCGCAGACAUUGAGGAGAAAAAAGGCUUCAUCGACUAUUACCGUUUUGUGAUCGAGGUAAGGACCAAAGGUGGUAGGAAGUACCUGAUCUACCGAAGGUACAGUCAGUUCUUCAACCUGCACAGUGACCUGCAGCUGAAGUAUUCACCUGAAGACCAGGACACACCUGGACCUAACACCUGCAGACUGCCCACCCUGCCUGGUAAAGUGUUCAUUGGCAAUAAGAAGGAGAUUGCAGAGAAUAGAAUUCCAGAACUCAACACUUAUAUGAAGAGAUUGCUGGGCCUGCCUACAUGGGUUCUAUUGGAUGACGUCAUCAGGAUGUUUUUCUACCAGACUGAGUCAGACAGUCAGUACCAACCACGAGCCCUGCGUCGCCUCCGACCCCCUACACGCAGAGUGAAGACAGUCAAACCCAACAAGACAGAUGUCUUCUCCUCCCCCAGAGCUGAGGUGGUGUUCGACUUCAGUGGGAGUGGACGACUGGAGCUGAGUAUGAAAGCUGGAGAGGUGAUCUUCCUUCUGAGGAGAGUUAACACAGACUGGCUGGAGGGCACGGUGAGAGAUCGGACAGGUAUCUUCCCAGAAUCUUUUGUGAAGAUCAUAAAGCCCCUCCCAGAGAGUGACUCUGAUGGCGAGGGGGGUGGGGCUUCGGGGAAGGGGGCGGGGUCUUACAGCUGCCUGCGCUGCUACCUGCUCACACCCCAGGGCGUCGACACCAGAGAUGUGUGCGUAGAAGAAGAUAUCUCAAUCCAGCCAUCAUACAAAGAACUACUGGCACGGAUGAGAGAUGUGUUCAAGGUGGAUGGCGACAUCGCCCUGAACUACCGCGACCCCGAGGGUGACCUGGUGCGUCUCCUUGACGACGGGGACGUGACACUUAUGGUGGCUGAUGGGCGGGGUCAAAGGGCAAAGGUCAAGCGACCUGUCAAUCAGUUUCAGUGGGAACUGCAUGUAACCAUGGCCUCUGACCUGUCUGUGUAUAAUACUGAGAUAUAAAGAGAGGGAGAGAGGAGGUUUUUACAUGUUUCUAUACUUGCUGAAGAGAAUGCAUUUUGUGUUUGCUUGAGUGAGUUUUAGUACAUGUGUGGGCGUAUGCACGCUUGCGCGUGAACUUGUCCAUCCAUGCCCUUGUGUAUGAGCGUGUGUGUGUCUCGCCAGCUUGCGUCCGUAAUCCACUGCAAACCCACAUUUAGUAGUCAGGUCCAAUGAUGAAUGACAGACUUUAAGGGGACAGACGUUGGAUUGUAAGACAUUACAGAAGUCUGAUUGAGCAAAGUACUGCAACCUAAAAGGCACACUAUGAGCCCUGGUCUAAAGUAGUGCACUAAUUAGGGAAUAGGGUGCCAUUUGGGACGAUCAAUAGUCACAUUCAUUAGUAUGUCUGUGUUUUGGUGGCUUUAAACUUCUAACAUUUCACCUGUAUAUUUUACUUUUACUGUUGAGUAAAUGUUAAUAUAAGGACAUUUAAUAAAGGUUUAAAAACA
Coregonus clupeaformis (lake whitefish) is the source of this 1936-nucleotide messenger RNA. RefSeq names its product neutrophil cytosolic factor 4 (gene ncf4). Gene Ontology annotation, molecular function: superoxide-generating NADPH oxidase activator activity; phosphatidylinositol binding; protein binding. Gene Ontology annotation, biological process: phagocytosis; superoxide anion generation; respiratory burst. The record is from RefSeq and is a predicted model, not a curated record. The transcript has 10 exons. Gene Ontology annotation, cellular component: NADPH oxidase complex. Lineage: Eukaryota; Metazoa; Chordata; Actinopteri; Salmoniformes; Salmonidae. The coding region runs from base 372 to 1448 and encodes 358 amino acids.